Molecule: messenger RNA, 1233 nt
Organism: Alternaria postmessia
Lineage: Eukaryota; Fungi; Ascomycota; Dothideomycetes; Pleosporales; Pleosporaceae
Exons: 1
Coding region: 1-1233 (410 amino acids)
Source: RefSeq, a predicted model, not a curated record
AUGUACGCACCACAGUAUCCGACUCCUCCCCCGGGCUACAUGCCCUACGACCAUUUCCGCACCACGCCGCCAAUGUCUCCCGGUCCCGGCACCAGCUACUACUCUCCACGACACGCGCCCCAGAUGGCUACCCCACGAGCGAGCCCCAAGGUUCAGGCCCACUCUCGACGGGCUUCGCACGCCGUGCCGCCACAGUACCAGAGCUCCUACGCUCCCUCACCUCGCGGAGGGGCCAUGCCUCAGUAUGGCGCUGCAGACCCGCGCACAUACGCGACGCCGAGAGGCACCCCUGAAUAUGUAAGUUAUUUCGGUUACAAUAUUCCAACAAGUCGGCAUCGCCGCGACACAGACGUCCCGCCUCUCAAGCGCAGCAAUCGCGAGAGGAAGCGUCGUCCGUCGCAGUCGGCACGUCACGUCUACACCAAAGUUGUCUACGACGACCGAGGCUACGGCUACGAAUGCGACUACGACAUUCACGACUACCCACCACCGCCAUACGAGCAGUAUGCGCGCCACGACAUGUACGGGAGGGAUGCUGAUCACUAUUACUAUGAUCAGGUCCCUAUUUAUGAGCCAGAGCCUAAGCCAAGCCGUCAACGACGCGCCUCUGCAGCCUCCACACGACAGCCAGCUGCCUCACCGAAGAAGCCUGCGCCAGCAGCCAAGUCCGCCCCCAAGGCCACCGAAGAAGAUGCGCGCCGCGCUGGCAUUCCCGCCGGCUACUCGUACAAGAACUGGGAUCCCACUGAGGAGCCCAUUAUGCUUUUAGGUUCCGUUUUCGAUGCCAACUCCCUUGGCAAAUGGAUCUACGACUGGACCGUCUUCCACUAUGGCCCCGCAACCCCACUCGCCGAGAUGGCAGGUGAGCUUUGGCUCCUGCUCAUCCAACUCGCCGGCAAAGUCAAGAGGGCUGACGAGACCAUGCCCAAGAUCCGCAAGAAGGAGAACCACGAAAUGGUCGAAGACUUCCUAGAGAGUGGCGAACGCCUGUGGGUCCGCUUCGCCAAGCUCCUCAAGGUGUGCGAAGACUACAUGUGGAAGGCCGCUAAGAAGGAGAGCGGCAAAGAGAAGCCCGUUUCCAUGGGCAAGAACAGCGGCAAGGAGUUUGUCGAAUCCAUCUUCGGUCGCGACCGAGAACUUGAGAAGACCGAGAAGCUCAUGACUGGAAUGCGUCUCUGGUCUAUGCGCUUCGAUGCCAACUGCGAGGACAUCCUUCGAUACCCAUCUGCUUAG